AUGGAAGUGACGCCAAUCACUUUGCACGGAGCCAAUAACGAAGCAUCUCACGACUUGCCACCUCAUGACUCUCCUGAACUGAAAAAUUCCGCACAAGUAGAUGUUGACCUGACAGUUGAAGAAAAGGAGGCUGAAGUGUCAAAAUCGACAAAGGUCGAGAUCGAGGACGCAACGCCUGGCAAUGGCAGCGAAGUCACCAAGGACGAAGAAGAUGAUUACCAGCCUUUUGUACCUUCAGAAGCCUCGCAGGGUGAGGAAUCCACCUCUGCUGAGGCUUCUCAGCACCGUUCCGAAUUGGCGGACCCAGCAGACACCCAGGACACCCAGGACACUCAGGAUAGUCACGAAGCUGCGGACAUCUCAGAACUUGCCAGUUCAAGUAAGGAGCAGUUAGCCCAAGAAACCAGUGCCCAAAACGACGAAUCGAACUCUGGCGAUGAAGACGAGUAUGAUCCAGAGACAGCCCGUGAAGAAGGCGAAAACAACUUGCCUACUCUCCCUCCUCCUCCUCCUCCUCAUCCACAAGAAGAUGCAUUCAGCGACUCCCAUGCAGCAAGACUGCCUUCAAUCUCCGUAAAGAGCAUCGGUCUCCCUCCCAAACCUCCCACCCUGCAGCCCCAAGACAGUGCUACUAAGUUUAAAGAAGCCUAUGAAGCGAUCAUGCAAAGCGACAUUGUGAAAGAUCCUCUGUUUACCAGCAUGUCCCAGCAAGAGCAGAUGGACACUAUCCAGCGACUCCUCCAAGAAAGAAACAUUAGCUUGCCCCUGCAGAGCAGCCCAUCCAUAGACCCAGACAUGAACUUCGACCAAGUGUACUCUUACAACAAGCCUUUCAAGAACAUUAAGGAUCCUAUCCCUUUGGUUCCUGUGGGAAAAUACUGCCGCCGUCCUAACAUAACUCGUCCGAUGAACCCUGCCGAACGGGCAGCUUAUGAGGACUUUCUUGCCACUGAAGCUCGUCACUCUGGCUGGGGACAACUCGACGAUUUGCCUGAAAACCUGAGACUUUUCGUUGGUAAUCUUCCCGCAAACACAAUCACCAAAGAAGACCUUUUCAGAAUCUUCAGCCAGUACGGUGAAGUGUUGCAGAUCUCUAUCAAGGCUGGUUAUGGCUUCAUCCAAUAUCGUACCGCAGAAGCCUGUGCCGAAAGUAUCAAAGGUGAAACCAACGUGCCUCUCCACAACAAGUAUAUGCGUUUAGCAGCCUCUAAAUCUCAGAAGAAUAGGGCGACGGGUUCUCGCGGGAGAGAAAGAAGUGGAGACGAAUACUCCGGUGAACACGACUCUAAGAGACGCAGGACCAAUGACGUUCAGCUUCUCAGAAAUGAGGAAACUUCCCAAAUUUACUUUAGUGAGGUGGAGGAUGCGCUCAGAAGAGGCAAUGUCUCAUAUACAACCAUCAAUACCACUAUCCAGAGUGUUUCCGACGAGGUUCGCGAAGCUGCAUACCUGGGGGUCAUUGGAGCGUGCGUUGUGAAAGAUUCAAAGAUUGACUUGCAAACGUUCGAAGAGACUCCGGAUGGAGGCAUAAAGUUCGACGAGUACGUGAACGUGGAUAUCGCUACCGUGUUGGAAGUCGUUAACAAGGUGAAGGCUUCCAAACCUCUGGCACCGCCUUCUAGGAAAUUCAAUUCCUAUGACGAUAGACGUAGUCUGAACAGAAGAGGUGACAGUUAUCAGGGUUCAGCAUACUCCUCUCGCGGUGAUAGGAGCUAUGGUGAUAGCAGAGGCUUUGGAAGAAACCAAACUUGGCAACGAGGAGACCGCGAAUGGUCGCAACCCUCAAGACCUCCCAGAGGUCAAUGGUCCAGAAAUGAUGGUCAAGGUUACAAUGAGCCACCAUAUCAUCGUCAGAACCAUGGUAACCAGUAUGGUGGUCCACUGAACUAUAAUCAGGACUACGGAAGAGGUUACAACCAAGGUUACAAUGGAGGUUAUGAUCUGCAAAUGCCUCCAGGACCUCCAGGACCUCCAGGACCCCCAGGACCUUCGGGACCCCAACAAGGAUACCCACCCAAUCUGGGAUUCCCUCAACAAGGAUACCAAGGCUACAACAAUGGCCCAUCUCCACCACAAAACUUUUCACAACCGGGGUUCAAUUUGCCCCAACAGAAGGCCGAUCCAGCUCUUCUCCAGACACUUCAAAACCUAGACCCCGGUACUAUGCAAAACGUGAUUUCUUUGCUUCAACAAAAUAAGGGUCCAAGCCCUCAGAUGUCUCAAGCUCAGCCUAAUUUUUCAGGAUAUGGACAGAACCCACCACCACCACCGCCUUCACAGAACGUUGCGCAGCCAAUUAACUCUUUACUCUCUUCCCUCCAAUCGAAUCAGAACAACUACAAUGGUAACCAACAACAACCGGGCCAGAACCCAUCCAGUGCAUUGAUGGAUAUGUUGGCAAGAUUAGGGAAGUAA
This is a messenger RNA of Sungouiella intermedia, 2415 nucleotides long. The record is from the annotation of a GenBank genome assembly. Lineage: Eukaryota; Fungi; Ascomycota; Pichiomycetes; Serinales; Metschnikowiaceae.